Molecule: messenger RNA, 2021 nt
Organism: Hypanus sabinus (Atlantic stingray)
Lineage: Eukaryota; Metazoa; Chordata; Chondrichthyes; Myliobatiformes; Dasyatidae
Gene: mmp17a
Product: matrix metallopeptidase 17a
Exons: 11
Coding region: 147-1886 (579 amino acids)
Biological process (GO): collagen catabolic process; proteolysis; extracellular matrix organization
Cellular component (GO): extracellular matrix
Molecular function (GO): zinc ion binding; metalloendopeptidase activity
Source: RefSeq, a predicted model, not a curated record
AGGGGCGAUCCGGAUCCCGGGGGAGGGGCAGCGGGUGGACGGAGCGAGCCGGCGCUGCGGAGCGGGAGGCAAGUUUCGUGGCGGCCGACGAUGAGCGGGGAGUGAGCGGAGCCGGGCUGCCGGCCGGACACCGACCUGUUGUGGAGAUGCUGCUUGCCGUGCUCCCGCUGCUCGCCGCCCUCACGCUGCUGCCCCGACCGGGGGCGUUACCGGCCUGGGACACCGACACCACGGCGGGGAUGGAGUGGUUGACCAAAUUUGGAUACUUGCCCCCAGCAGACCCCUUAACCGGACAACUUCAAAUCCAGGAGGCACUCACUGAAGCCAUUAAAGCCAUGCAGAAGUUUGCUGGACUUGAGAUCAGUGGAGUAAUCGAUGAGGCCACGCAGUUGCUGAUGAAGACCCCGCGCUGUUCCCUGCCUGACAUCUCCGGCGUGGAGGGGGGCAGCAGGAAAAGAGACGUUCAGAUCGGGGCCAAGUGGAAUAAAAGAAAUCUGUCCUGGAGGGUACGCACGUUCCCCCGGAGCUCCCAGUUGGGACAUGAUACAAUCCGCGCCCUCAUGUAUUACGCCCUGAAGGUGUGGAGUGACGUAGCGCCACUCAAUUUCCAUGAGGUGGCAGGGGACAACGCGGACAUUCUCAUCGACUUCCCAAAGGGCCAGCACAAUGACCACUACCCCUUUGAUGGGCCGGGAGGGGCAGUGGCUCACGCCUUCUUCCCUGGCGAUGGCCCGGCGGCGGGGGACGUGCACUUCGAUGACGACGAGGCCUGGUCAUUCAGGUCUUCAGAUUCGCAGGAGGUGGACCUCUUUGCGGUGGCCGUCCAUGAGUUUGGGCACGCUAUUGGCCUUCCUCAUUCCACGUCCAACCAGUCCAUCAUGAGGCCUUACUACCAGGGAGCUGUAGGUGACCCUCUUCAGUACCACCUGCCUUACCAGGACCAGCUGAGAAUCUGGCAGAUAUACGGUGUCAGAGAACUGCUGUUCCCCACCAGCCCCUCCCAGAGGGAGAAUUCAUCGGACCAUCCAGUGCUCCCAGCCCCCUCCCCGGGAAGGCGCCCCACCACGCAGCCGAGAGCCGACCUUCCCGACAGAUGCAACACCGACUUUGACGCUGUGGCCCAGGUUAGAGGGGAGGUCUUCUUCUUCAAAGGGAAGUACUUCUGGCGGCUGACACGCAACAAACACCUGGUCUCCCUCCAGCCGGCGGAGAUCCAACGCUUCUGGCGAGGGUUGCCGAGCAACAUGGACAGCGUGGACUCGGUGUACGAGCGAACUGCUGAUCACAAAAUCGUCUUUUUCAAAGGAGAUCGGUACUGGGUCUUCAAAGACAACAAUGUGGAGGAGAGUUACCCACGUUUUAUCACUGACUUUGGCCUCUCUGUGAAGAGUAUCGAUGCUGCCUUUGUCUCACCCCACAAUGACAAGACCUAUUUCUUUAAGGACAAUCAGUAUUGGAGGUACAAUGACCAUCAGAGGAAAAUGGACCCAGGUUACCCAAAGGACACUGGCCAGUGGAAAGGUCUGCCCAGCGGAAUUGAUGACGCCAUGAAAUGGUCUGAUGGUGCCACCUAUUUCUUCAAGGGGACAGACUACUGGAGGGUGACUCACAGUAACAUGGAGGUGGACCCUGGAUUCCCGCAGUCGGUCGCCAAGGACUGGCUGGCAUGCAGCGAGAUGCAGGCAGACGCUUCAAGCUCAGAUCGGGCUCAGUCCCGCCCUCGAACUGCCCCCAGUCACCAGGGCGAGGCCGGCGAGAGGGGAAACUGCUCCUGUGCAUCCGCGGCUGAGGCGCCUGGACCGGCGGCUGCGCUGAGACGGAAGCUGGUGCUCGCAGUCGUGCUUGCGGUCUCGGUCUGCCUUGGACCCCGGUAUAAAGGCGAUUGAUGGUGAACUACGUAUACCUGUCUGGACACGCCCCUGCUGACUGCUCCUGUGGCUCCUCCCACAGACACUGGUAUAAAGGCGAUUGGAGGCACUGCUUCUCCCUCAGUCUCCAAGAUGUCGUGGUCACAUUUGCAG